AUGGAAGAGAAGGAACAGCUUUAUAUAACCGGUGGACAAUUAGUAAAUAGUGAUCAUAUACAGUUUGCAAAUAUAUUGAUUGAGGAUGGAAAAAUUGUGUCAACUGGCACAAACAUUGAAGUUCAACCGGAUACGCCAAGACUUGAUGCUACCGGAAUGUUAAUUAUGCCAGCUGGAAUUGAUAUGUCUACUUACUUAAUACAAGAUAUCCAUCCGAUUGAUACAGAAGCGUAUAUAAAUUUUACAAAAGAGGCUCUACUUGGUGGGACUACAACAAUCGUUGAUACUAUCAUAUGUCCAAAAGAUUCAUCAGCUGUUGAUCUUUUAAUAAAAUAUAAAAAUACUUUCAAAGAAACAAAAUUUUGGUGUGAUAUUAUCAUUCGUAUUGGUUUUAUGGAAAUUCAAGAGAAUCAUUUAAAUGAAAUAGAACAAUUAGCUAAACAACAUGGGAUUAAUUCGUUUCUAUUUAUUGUUGAUCCAAUGGAAAUGGAUAAACCUUCUAAAAAUUCAUCAUACAUUAAAAAUUUAUUAAAAGCUUUGGAUAAAUGUAAACAAACUGGUUCAAUUGCUGUUAUCAAAUGUGAUCUAAGAAAGUUAAAUUACAAUUGUCCAAGUGAUUAUUUGAAUAAACAAAAUGAUUUGAAAUUAAGAUCCAUUGAAAAAUGUAUUGUUCUUGUUACAUCAACAAAUUGUCCAGUAAUUUUCUCUUCUAUCAAUGAAAUGAAUAUAAUUGAAAGAAUUUCUAAAAUAAGACGACAAAUUCCACCUAUUCAUAUUACUGUAUGUUGUACAUCAAAUUCAUUAUUAUCGGAGAUAACACAUAAUCAACAAUUCGGAAAUGGAUUUUUACCAUUACUAACCAAUGGUGAUAUCAAAUUAAUUUCAAGUGAUCACUCUAAUAUUGAUACAAAUGGAAAUUCUAAUAGUUUACAAACAAUUAGACAAAGAUUAAUAACAACAUGGAAAGCUGGUGUGCCAUCAGGAUGGUUAGAUGCUUCUACAUUUGUUAGUCUUACAUCAUCUAAUGCUGCACAUUAUUUAGGUUUAUAUCCUAAUAAAGGAUGUUUAUAUCCGGGAUCAGAUGCUGAUUUAAUCUGUUGGCCAUAUGAUAAUAUAACUAAUUGUACUAUUCAACAUCCAUCUUUAGUUAUUCAUCAUGGGAAAUUAAUAGUAUACAAUGGUAAUCUUAUAGAAGAUAUAAGUAAUAAUAAUAAUGAUUUAAAGAUUAUACCAUGUAAUCAUUUGAAUGAAAUUCAAUCAAAUCAACCACUUGGGAAUGUUACAAACAGGAAGUUAUUUCCCUCUACUAUUUACGAUCUGGUUAAUGCAUUUGAAAGAUUACGUAAAACAAAUCAAAUCCCUGUUAUUCGUGAACCUUGGACAAUGAAUAAUUUAAGUGGAGAAUUAACAACAAUUUCAAAAAUAACAAACAAUCAUAAUAAUAAUAAUAGUGAACAAACGAAAGAUGGAAAUCCUCAAAGUUUAGUGACAACGCCAAUCAACAUACGUACAAUACGUGGUAAUCGAGAUUUACAUGCUUCAGGAUUUUCAUUAAGUGGUUAG
This is a messenger RNA of Schistosoma haematobium, 1563 nucleotides long. RefSeq lists its product as uncharacterized. The coding region runs from base 1 to 1563 and encodes 520 amino acids. Gene Ontology annotation, biological process: pyrimidine nucleobase catabolic process. The transcript is spliced from 9 exons. Gene Ontology annotation, molecular function: dihydropyrimidinase activity. Gene Ontology annotation, cellular component: cytosol. The record is from RefSeq and is a predicted model, not a curated record. NCBI's taxonomy places the organism in Eukaryota, Metazoa, Platyhelminthes, Trematoda, Strigeidida, Schistosomatidae.